CACAACAUGACCUCCAUUGACGAUCUCUUCAAGAAACCAAACCUACCCUCCAAGCGCAAGCUCGAAGAGCUCCCAGAUCCCUCGAAAUCCUACAAGUCCGCCAAACUGUCCACCAAUGGCCACGUAAAGCAGUACGCGACACCCUUCGCAGAGGAUGAGAUAGAUGAGGAGGAGGAGGCGGGGCCGCAACUGCCUUCCGAUAUCCAGCCAGAGGAUGGGCCUGAUGAGGAUGACGAAGGUCGAUUCUUUGGCACCGGCAUAGACGACAACGCCAAACAGGCCCUCGACUACCUAGACACACGAGAGACUGAGGACCGAUUCGUGGAUGAAAAGAUAGACAGCUCCUGGCUCCGCAAGCUAGCCUUGAACUUCGAAAAGCGGAUAUCUAAGAAUGCCGAGCUUCGCGCGAAGUUUGAAGACGAGCCUCAGAAGUUCAUAAACUCUGAAGCCGACUUAGAUACGGACAUCAAAACCCUAUCCAUUCUUUCCGAACAUCCAGAGCUAUACGAAGAGUUUGCAAAACUGGGCUGUGUCAACUCGCUAGUGUCGUUGCUGGCCCACGAAAAUACAGACAUUGCGAUUGAUGCAAUCGAGAUCAUUUCCGAGCUCACAGACGACGACGUAGAGGCCACGCCAGAGCAAUGGGAUGCGCUUUUCGCGGCGAUGUUUGAUGCUGAUCUCCUUGGACUACUUGUCUCGAACUUCUCACGCUUCUACGAGGAUAAUGAGGCUGACCGCAGCGGCGUGUACCACUCUCUCAGUGUCAUAGAGAAUCUUGCUUCCCAACCCGCCAACUCGGACCGCAUAGGCAGCGACACUGCACUUUCCAAAUGGCUGCUCGACCGCAUACAGAAGAGAGAGUCACCCGUAUCCCAGAAUAAGCAAUACGCGGCAGAAAUACUCGCCAUCCUUUCCCAGUCCUCCUCACUCAACCGUAAACGUUUGAGCAGCCUCGACGCCGUCGAUAUAUUCCUUCAACUCCUCGCCGCAUACCGAAAGCGCGACCCACAUAAAGACGGGGAGGAAGAAGAAUACGUCGAGAACCUCUUCGAUUGCCUGACUUGCAUAGUGGAUGAGCCCGAAGGAAAGACGAAGUUUGUGGAAGCCGAAGGUGUAGAGCUGUGCCUAAUAAUGCUACGAGAGGGAAAGAUGAGCAAGCCGCGAGCGUUGCGGGUGCUAGACCAUGCGGUAGGCUACGCUGAGGCUAAGGAGUCUGAUCCUAGUUACAAGAAGGGCAAAUCCAAAAAAGAAGAAGAGACUGUGAACCCGAACCGUGGUGCUUUGGUCUGCGAGAAAGUGGUUGAAGCUGCUGGCCUGAAGACACUUUUCCGCAUGUUCAUGAAGAAGCAAGACGCAUCGACUACGGAGCAUCUCUUAGGUAUAUUCGCCGCUAUGCUUCGAUCAUUAUCCGCAGCAUCAGCAGCCCGGAUACGUACACUUGCCAAGUUCAUGGAGAAAGACUAUGAGAAGAUCAUAAAAUUAGUCACUUUGAGAAGGGAUUUUGCUGCACGUGUCGCUACAGUGGAUGCACGGAUCAAGGAGGAAAAGAGCAAUCUGAGCAAAGAUGAAGUUGACUCUAUGGCGGAUAAUUGGUUCUCUCAACGUCUGGACGGAGGUUUGUUCAGUCUACAAAUGGUAGAUGUGAUCCUCGCAUGGUUGAUUGCGGAAGAUGAUGGCGCGAAAGCAGCGAUCGUCAAGGCGCUAGCUGAACGAGAUGAGAGUCUGGGCGACAUAAGGAAGAUUCUGCAAGAGCAGCUGACUGAAAUUGACGCCGUUACUGGGGAUGGGUCGGAGCAGGCAAACCUACGGGAGAUGCUAGAGACACUAGUUGGAUUUUUGGUAUAAACGUCUCAUAUUCAGGACCGCCCACGGUCAUGAUCAUAUAAUCACAUUGCGUUAAACCUGCUGA
Messenger RNA from Mytilinidion resinicola, 1909 nucleotides. RefSeq names its product DUF1716 domain-containing protein. The transcript has a single exon. NCBI's taxonomy places the organism in Eukaryota, Fungi, Ascomycota, Dothideomycetes, Mytilinidiales, Mytilinidiaceae. Gene Ontology annotation, cellular component: spliceosomal complex. The record is from RefSeq and is a predicted model, not a curated record. The coding region runs from base 7 to 1845 and encodes 612 amino acids.